AUGGUUGACGUCAACGGAGCAGUGGACGCAGAUGAUGGUAAUUCCGUUAACUCCCUAAGCGCCUCGAGAGCAUUGGACCUCGCUGGUUGCCCCGUGGCGCCUUCCUUAUCCCGCGGGUUCUCGUCCGCCUCCGCGGCGUCUUCCGCCUCGUCACCUUCCCCUCCCCGCGCGUUCCUCUCCGCCGCUCCCCGCCCAUUCCUCGCCGCGUCUUCCGCCUCGUCCUCCCCUCCCCGUGGCCCAUUCCUCUCCGCCCUAUGGGACCGCCUGAGGUCGUACGUUCUCGCUCGUCGGAUGAACCAGCACCUGCCUCUCACUCGGUUCAACCCCGAGCAAGCUCACCAGCAGCACGAGCAAGCUCACCAGCAGCAGCACCGCCACGACCACGACUGUCAACAAGAUCCUCCUGAAUCUCUUCCCUCUCAUCCCUCUCUUCCCUCUCAUGCCUCUCAUCCCUCUCUUCCCUCUCAUGCCUCUCAUCCCUCUCUUCCCUCUCAUCCCUCUCUUCCCUCUCUUCCCUCUCUUCCCUCUCUUCCCUCUCUUCCCUCUCUUCCCUCUCAUCCCUCUCUUCCCUCUCAUCCCUCUCUUCCCUCUCAUGCCUCUCAUCCCUCUCUUCCCUCUCAUCCCUCUCUUCCCUCUCUUCCCUCUCUUCCCUCUCUUCCCUCUCUUCCCUCUCUUCCCUCUCAUCCCUCUCUUCCCUCUCAUCCCUCUCUUCCCUCUCAUCCCUCUCUUCCCUCUCAUCCCUCUCUUCCCUCUCAUCCCUCUCUUCCCUCUCAUCCCUCUCUUCCCUCUCAUCCCUCUCUUCCCUCUCAACCCUCUCUUCCCUCUCAUCCCUCUCUUCCCUCUCAUCCCUCUCUUCCCUCUCAUCCCUCUCUUCCCUCUCACGACGUCCUGCCCCGCCUACUAGUAACCCCCACUCUCCCCAGCAACGCGCUCCUGCUGUUCCUCUCGCUGCUCCUCCUCAUCCCCCUCCUCUGCAUCCCCCUCCUCGCUCCCUCCUCUCCGCUCUCCCCACCCGCUGCUGCGGCUCAGCCGGCAGAGGGGUCUGGGGCGCAGGCGUGGGGUAGGAAGGGGGAUGAUGGGGCACAGGCGUGGGGCGGGAAGGGGGAUGAUGGGGCGAGUAGUGGGGAGAACGGAGAGUUGGCAACAGCAGAUGGAUCAGAAUAUUCGACCCAUUUCUUGUGUUCUGAGUCAAGGUUGGUGCACUGUCCGUUGAACUUGAAACCCGCGGGAUGGGAUCACCCCCAGCGGGAUGGGAUCACCCCCAGCGGGAUGGGAUCACCCCCAGCGGGAUGGGAUCACCCCCAGCGGGAUGGGAUCACCCCCAGCGGGAUGGGAUCACCCCCAGCGGGAUGGGAUCACCCCCAGCGGGAUGGGAUCACCCCCAGCGGGAUGGGAUCACCCCCAGCGGGAUGGGAUCACCCCCAGCGGGAUGGGAUCACCCCCAGCGGGAUGGGAUCACCCCCAGCGGGAUGGGAUCACCCCCAGCGGGAUGGGAUCACCCCCAGCGGGAUUAACUACCCCCUCAGUAAUGGUGGCAGCAACAGUGGGAGGGUGGGUGAGGAGGAGGAGGAGGCAAGUGCGGUAGCAGAGCAGGGGGGGUCCGUUCGUGGCGUGGUGAUCGCGUCAGUUCUGUCAGAGGCGUGGAUACCCAUGAUGAAGAUGUUCUUAACGAGGAUGAGACUGGUUGAUGCAAGACACGAGCAGGAGAAUCACAACCAGCAGCAGCAGCAGCAGCAGCAGCAGCAGCAGCAGCCACAGCAGGAGGAGUACUUAGGAGGUGCAGCUGGUGAGUUCCCGCGGGCAGAUGCUCAUAUGCCCAGCAUGGGACCCAUGCCUCAGAUGCCACGCACGGGGCAUGGCCCUCGCCGGGCACCAGGCUCUCUGGUGUCUCGCCUGCUCGUGAUCUGCUACGACCGCCACAGCCUGGAGUUCUGCUGCUCGCUCCGCCUGCACUGCUUCCUUGACACUCAGGUGCGUGCGUCUGUCCGCACUGCUGAUUUCACACACAGGUGCGCCCGCUUCCUUGGUUGGGAGACAGGUGCGGCUGCUGGGGUAGAGGCCAGUUGGACUGGCAGCAGCACCGUAGGCAUCAAGGGUGGAUAG
Closterium sp. Naga37s-1 is the source of this 2103-nucleotide messenger RNA. The record is from the annotation of a GenBank genome assembly. NCBI's taxonomy places the organism in Eukaryota, Viridiplantae, Streptophyta, Zygnematophyceae, Desmidiales, Closteriaceae.